This is a messenger RNA of Sinocyclocheilus anshuiensis, 1776 nucleotides long. Its product is annotated as protein lifeguard 4-like. Gene Ontology annotation, cellular component: membrane. Lineage: Eukaryota; Metazoa; Chordata; Actinopteri; Cypriniformes; Cyprinidae. The coding region runs from base 91 to 801 and encodes 236 amino acids. The transcript is spliced from 7 exons. The record is from RefSeq and is a predicted model, not a curated record. Gene Ontology annotation, biological process: negative regulation of apoptotic process.
GAAAAAGAAAACCACAGAAAGACGGUAGAGAGGGUCGUAUUAUCACUUUUGUAUUUGUGAGUAAAUGAUACGCGUUUAAUUCGAUCAAACAUGAAUCAGGAGAAGUAUCCGCGAUCAUCCAUUGAGGAUGAUUUUAAUUAUGGCACGAACGUCGCGACGGCGAGCGUCCAUAUCCGGAUGGAUUUCCUCCGCAAGGUCUACACCAUCCUGUCACUGCAGAUUAUCGUCACCACUGCUGUAUCUGCCCUUUUCAUGCUCUGUAACCCCAUUAAAAACUUUGUGCACGAAAGUCCCUCGCUGGUUUUGAUAUCUGCUAUCGGGUCCCUUAUCCUGCUCCUUGCCUUGGCUGUGUACCGUCACCAGCACCCCAUCAAUCUUUACUUGCUGCUUGGAUUUACUCUGUUGGAAUCUCUGUCUGUAGCCACUGCGGUGACAUUUUAUGAGUACAGCAUAGUGCUCCAGGCCUUUGUGCUCACGUCUGCUGUGUUCCUGGGUCUCACUGCCUACACUUUCCAGUCUAAAAGAGACUUCAGCAAGCUCGGAGCCAGUCUGUUUGCUGGCCUGUGGAUCUUGAUCAUUGCAAGCUUUAUGAGGCUUUUCUUCUACAAUGACACAAUGGAGUUGGUCUUUGCUGGGGCGGGAGCUCUGCUGUUCUGUGGGUUCAUUAUUUUCGAUACUCACUUGCUGAUGCAUAAGCUGUCACCAGAGGAGCACGUCCUGGCAUCCAUCAACCUGUACCUGGACAUAGUCAACCUGUUCAUCUAUAUCCUGCGCAUCCUCGACUCCAUGAAGAAACACUGAAUGUUUGAUGCUGCUCUUCAAUUUCAGAGGUGAAUUCUGGAUGAAUGAUGGGAAUGGUAUAAAAAUAAUAUUCUUUAAUUUAAUAGAUUCCAUGUACAAUAAAUAAUGUUGUAACUAAUCUAAUAAUGAUAAUAAAAAUGUGUUAUUAAUUAGUAUCCAAAUUAAGCAUUGAAGAUACCUGCAAAAAACGUAUACCACAUAAUAUAAAAUAUUUAUUUGAAUAAAAGUCUUAAAAAAUGCACUGAAUGUAAGACAUUAAUGUCUUUGCAUUGCAGUUCUUUGCAGUGUUCAGAAUUAAUGAAGUAUGUGUGCUAUUCUUCUAAUUGGGCAUUAACAGCAAACUCCUUGGAUUUUGCUUCAUUUCCGCCAUUAGUUGAGAUGAAGCUCCUCAAGACACUCCUAUUGUAUUGUAGUUUCCCAACCAGCUGCAUACUUUCAGCUUGCAAAGCGGUAUAUGUAAUUUAAUGGCCAAAUGUGAAUGUUACAAACCUGAUUGUACAACUUAACUUGAUCUGCUGUGUUGCUGAUUAGAUUUCUGUUUUUAGUCGACUGUAGUGUAACUUGUAAUCCAUGCUGAUUUUUCAUAUUUAAUUGGGUGUUGUUGUGAAUCAGUGUUUAUGGAUUGGGAUGUAUAUGAAGCCUGAGACAUUUUGUUUAAUUUGGGUUUGUAUGUGGGAUCUUAAUGAAUAACUUACAAUAAAUUAUAAUAGAUGGUCUUACUAAAAAAAAAAAAAAACUAGAAUGAAAUCAUACUGCAAAGAUUUUAAAAGGUAGUUAAACAGUUUUAUUUGCAGCAGUUUUUGGUGUCACAAUGUAACAUUCACUAAACAAACAAUGUUAAAGCAGCAUGCAGUCAGUUUCAAAUGUAUCAAAAUAUUUUCCAUUAUGUCAGUCUGCUCAUUUUAAUAAACCAAAAAAUGACAAAAUAAUUGAGAACAUAAUAUUCAGGGACCUCUAUAUGCCUGUAUCCAAAGU